Messenger RNA from Punica granatum (pomegranate), 3688 nucleotides. Lineage: Eukaryota; Viridiplantae; Streptophyta; Magnoliopsida; Myrtales; Lythraceae. The record is from RefSeq and is a predicted model, not a curated record.
CAUGGCCGUGAAUCAAUUUGGUGUAUCCAUCAGAGAUGGGGUAGCACGGGAGAGGUGUUCAAAUGGAAGACGGCUCAGGAACCCGAAAACUGCACCUGGAACGCACAUUCUUUGGAGACGACCCUACAAGACAAAUCAUGCAAAGGUUUGAUUGCAGAAACCGCACAAAACAGCGGUCGCUGUCUCUGCUGCUAGCCUUACUACCAGUGAUUCCUCUUUAUUGAGGUGGUGGCCUGUCUUCAUGUUUAUCUUUGUCUGAUGCGUUGUUUCAAUUGUCUCCUUUCUCAUCACAACUCAUAUCUCCUAUCUCCACCACCUCUUCCAAUCGCUCCGAACCUGGAAGAUUCCAGUCUGGUCUAGUCUAGGCUCGGGACGGUGCUGUAGCACCUCAUCAGCAAAGCAAGCUCGCAGUACACGUAAUCAAUUCGAGCAUGUUCUGAAGUUCCUGAAAGCCAUACUGCACCAGCUGCUGCCUUUCUUGUUCUUGCAACAAUGGCUUCCUCUUCCCCGUGGUUCACCUUGUUUUUCUUCUUCUCAACUUAUGUCCUAGCUCUCAUAACGGUUAACCAGAGAGCUGUUUCGGCUGAUCAGAAGAAGAACCAGAACAGAGGACCUGCAAUCAAUGUCACCAAGUACCUGUCCUUCCCUGAUUUCAGCCUGGACAAUCCGAGGAUCCUUCAUGAUGUCAAGCUCCUAGGAAGCGCCAAGCUCUCCAAGGAUAAGUCUGCACUUCAGAUUCCUGAUGAGACUGAAGCUCUCGACCUCAGGCACCUGGCAGGACGUGCCCUGUACUCUUCCCCGGUCCGCCUCCUCGAGCCGACCACCAAGACACCUGCCUCCUUCGAGACCACCUUCUCCUUCCAGUUCAAGAAUGACACAGUUUACAAUCCUAAGGGUGACUGGGACUCCUCUCCCAGUCAUGGAGGCAGCGGGCUGACCUUCAUUAUAGUCCCGGAUGAGUUUACAGUCGGGAGGUCAGGCCCAUGGCUCGGGAUGCUGAACGAUGCUUGUGAUGAGGACUACAAGGCCGUGGCUGUGGAGUUUGAUACCCGCCAUAAUCCGGAGUUUGGUGACCCGAAUGAUAACCACUUGGGCAUCAACUUGGGAAGCAUUGUUUCUACUAAAAUCAUCAAUGCUUCGGAUGCCGGGGUGCACCUCAAGGAUGGUUCCAUCCACCAGGCUCGGAUCAGAUACGAUGGCCCUAAGCGAUGGAUGGAAAUUCACAUCGGACCGAGCGGCAUUGAAUUGCCCUCGAGACCUGUAUUCUCAGAAAGUCUCGACCUGUCCCCUCACCUGAAAGAGUACAUGUUCGUAGGAUUCUCCGCCUCGACUGGAAAUCUGACUCAAAUUCAUAAUAUUCUUUCUUGGAACUUUACUUCCACGAGCCAAGCUUUUCUUCGACUCCCAUCUGCUGAAACAUGCGAGAGCAAGAUCGUCCUCGAGAACAGCAGCCCAAGGAGCGCCGAGAAUGGACCCAGCAGCAGCUUCCUCAUAUUCGUGGGCACAGUUGUACUAGUUCUCGCUGUUCUGCUCAGUCUCUACUUUAACAGUAGGCGCAAGAAAGAAAAGUCGGGUACCGUGAUUUUACCGGAGAAGUUACAACGGCCCAGGCCUCCCAACAAGCCCCGCCGCUUCACAUUUUCUGAGCUUUCCUUAGCCACGAGGCAUUUUGCCGAGUACGAGGUACUAGGGAGCGACUCUCGGGGCACUUUCUAUCUGGGGAAGCUUUCGAACGGCCUCCAAGUAGCUGUGAAGCGGUUUUCGGUUCGGUUUCUUACUUCCAAUGGAUUGGACAGGAGGUGGAUGAUGAAAGAGAUAUGUGCUAUCAGUCGGGUGCGCCACCCUAAUCUAGUCCCAGUCAGGGGAUGGUGCCACGACAGUCGGGAAACAAUGGUCGUGUAUGACUUCCUCGCCAACGGAGGCCUUGACAAGUGGCUUUUCGGGGCCGGGGUCUUGCCCUGGACGAGGCGGUUCAAGGUGGUCAAGGAUGUGGCGGAUGCCCUGGGAUACCUGCAUUCCAAGAAACUCGCCCACAAGAACAUGAAAACUUCAAGCGUCCUGCUUGACGUUAAUUUCCGGGCAGUUCUCGGGGAUUUUGGUUUUGUGCUCCCCGGUUUAGGAUCAAGGCGGUUCGAGUCGGCCGUGAGUCGGGCAGCGGACGUGUUUGAGUUCGGGGGCUUUGUGCUCGAGGUGGUCGCAGGCAGGAAGAGAAGGGAGCCCGAUGCAGAACGGGAAGAGAGGGACUUGCUGGAGCUUGCCUGGAGAAUGCACGAGGUGAAUGAGAAGGCAAAGCUCGUGGACCUGAGGAUGGGCGCGCUGAUGAAUCUGGAACAGGCCAUUCGGGUUGUCGACGUCGGUUUGCUGUGCACGUUGAAUGAGAGUAAAGGGAGGCCUUCAAUGGAGGAAGUGACCGAGCUUCUGGCCAGCGAUUGUCCAAUCCCAGAGCUGCCGCCGACCCGACCGGUGUCUCUGUUCCCGUACAGCAGCGCCACUGGUCUGUGCACGGGUUACUCUUGCACUCCAUUCAAUUGAAGCAGUUGGAUCCAGAGUGCUAGUACAGAAAUUGCAGCUGUAGAAGCAGAGAUUUGGCAAGGGAAUCUGAUAAGUCUCGACGUAACGGCCUCUUGAUUUUGUAUCUUUCGACGACGUCGAUAUAGUAAACAUAAUUUUGCGCCAUAUCCUUCACUGAUUGCAUAGAAUUCUGAAGUCACUUCGUAUGAAAGAGAAAAAAGCUUACAUGGCACAACAUCCUUGAUUCGCAUCUACGCUCAUGUUUUCAUAUAUUAUCCAUGUAUACGACACCAUGAAUAGUAGAAGUACCAAACACUUAACGGUAUUACGGGCCAGACUGCAGGCCCAGAGAGGCCCAUCUCCAUUCCCGCCACGGCCUCCAUAUGAAAAGGGCGGAGAGGACAAUCUAUAGCAACCAUCCAUCUGUGCCAGCCUAAUUUGAGUUCAUACUUCAUAGAAACCAUCAGAAUUUGUUUAGUAUCUCUUCCUUCUAAAUUUAGCAAUUCCCCCUGACCUAUAAUUACUUUGCUUCGCCUCUCCUUUCAGACCAUCCCUUGAACACGCAAUUCAAUCACCUCUUCCAUUGGCAAUCCCGGCGAAGAAGCUCCCUUUCCCCCUCCCUCGCCUCCCUUCACCCUGAUCCGUAGUUCUCGCCUCGAGAGAGGAACGCCAUGGGAGGUUGCACGAGCAGGCCCAAGGACUUGGACAUCAGCGCUGAUGCUGCCCCUGUUGAGGGCCCCUCCAGCCCGGUGAAGGCCGAGGCCGAGGCACCCGCUCCGGAGAACACUACUAAUGGAGGUGAGGCCGAGAAGGAAAAGGAAGCUCCUCUUGUAGACGUCUCCGAGCCGAAGCCUGAGGCCGAGGCCGCGACCAAAUCUGUGGAGCCAGCUCCAGCCACAACCGAGGCCGAGAAGACAGAAGUGGAGGCGGAGACAAACGUUGAAGCCGCUGCCCCUGAGCAGAAGCCCGCCGAUGCCGAGAAAGCCUAAGGCGAUGCGCCGCUUGUCGCCGUCUUAUUGAUUGGUGGAUUAACAUGGAGAAAUAUUGAAAGAAUGUCUUCUUGAGCUUAUUGAAUUGCUCGAGGAUCCAGGGAAAAAAAGAAAAAAGAAAAAAAAAAAGAUUUUCGAACUAAAUUAAAUCCCAAUAUAAAUAAAAUAAUUGAUUUUUUCUAUUGAUA